Setaria italica (foxtail millet) is the source of this 297-nucleotide messenger RNA. Its product is annotated as proteasome subunit alpha type-5-B-like. Lineage: Eukaryota; Viridiplantae; Streptophyta; Magnoliopsida; Poales; Poaceae. The coding region runs from base 1 to 297 and encodes 98 amino acids. Gene Ontology annotation, cellular component: proteasome core complex, alpha-subunit complex; proteasome core complex; nucleus. The transcript has 5 exons. The record is from RefSeq and is a predicted model, not a curated record.
AUGCGACUACAGCAAAAGGCAAAAUCACGACCAUUUGGAGUGUCUCUCCUAAUUGCUGGACAUGAUGAGAAUGGACCUAGCUUGUACUACACGGACCCGUCUGGGACCUUUUGGCAAUGCAACGCAAAGGCAAUUGGAUCAGGCUCUGAAGGAGCUGAUAGCUCCUUGCAGGAGCAGUACAACAAGGAUCUGACCCUCCAGGAGGCGGAGACCGUAGCCCUUUCUAUCCUGAAGCAGGUUAUGGAAGAGAAGGUGACCCCAAACAACGUUGAUAUUGCCAAGGUCGCCCCCAAGUGA